Molecule: messenger RNA, 3400 nt
Organism: Kogia breviceps (pygmy sperm whale)
Lineage: Eukaryota; Metazoa; Chordata; Mammalia; Artiodactyla; Physeteridae
Gene: MAP3K11
Product: mitogen-activated protein kinase kinase kinase 11
Biological process (GO): signal transduction; protein phosphorylation
Cellular component (GO): cytoplasm
Molecular function (GO): protein binding; ATP binding; MAP kinase kinase kinase activity
Source: RefSeq, a predicted model, not a curated record
UCCACCUCUGCCUCCCGCCCCCGGGGCCAAAGUACAAAGGGAGGAGGAAGAAGGGAACGGGGUUGGAGCCAUCGGGUUGAGAGAGCCCAGCCGGGAAGAGGCAGCUUGGCCCAGCUAGAGACACUCCAGCCACCCCCUGCGCAAAGAGACCCAACCGGAGUCCAGGCGCUGCCCCUUGCUGGCCCCACCUUACACUUGGCGGGUGCCGGAGCCAGACUCCCAGGACUGCUCCAGACUGAGGGACGCCCGGGCCCCUCUGUGCCAGCCAUGGUGAGACGCCGGAGGCCCCGGGGGCCCACCCCCCGAGCCUGACCACACUGCCCUAGGUCGCCUUCCUCCGGAAGCCCGAGAUGCGGGGGGCCGGGAGGCGACACUCCUGGCUCCCCAGAGAGGCGUGGGUCUGGGGCUGAGGGCCAGGGCCCGGAUGCCCAGGUUCCGGGACUAGGGCCUCGGCAGUCAGCAAGGGUGGGGACCAGGGGCACCCAGGGAAGGUCCCCCACACCCACCAACGCCAGCUCCCAGCCAUGGAGCCCUUGAAGAACCUCUUCCUCAAGAGCCCGCUGGGGUCAUGGAACAGCGGUGGCAGUGGGGGCAGUGGGGGCGGCGGCGGAGGUUGGCCAGAGGGAUCCCCGAAGGCGGCAGCUUAUGCCAACCCUGUGUGGACAGCCCUGUUUGACUACGAGCCCAAUGGGCAGGACGAGCUGGCCCUGCGGAAGGGCGACCGUGUGGAGGUGCUGUCCCGGGAUGCAGCUAUCUCAGGCGAUGAGGGCUGGUGGGCGGGCCAGGUGGGAGGCCAGGUGGGCAUCUUUCCGUCCAACUAUGUGUCUCGGGGCGGCGGCCCGCCCCCCUGCGAGAUGGCCAGCUUCCAGGAGCUGCGGCUGGAGGAGGUGAUCGGCAUCGGUGGCUUCGGCAAGGUCUACCGCGGCAGUUGGCGAGGCGAGCUGGUGGCUGUGAAGGCAGCUCGCCAGGACCCCGAUGAGGACAUCAGCGUGACAGCUGAGAGCGUGCGACAGGAGGCCCGGCUUUUCGCCAUGCUGGCACACCCCAACAUCAUUGCCCUCAAGGCCGUGUGCCUGGAGGAGCCCAACCUGUGCCUGGUGAUGGAGUACGCUGCCGGCGGGCCCCUCAGCCGCGCCCUGGCUGGGCGGCGUGUGCCCCCCCAUGUGCUCGUCAACUGGGCCGUGCAAAUUGCCCGUGGGAUGCACUACCUGCACUGCGAGGCCCUGGUGCCUGUCAUCCACCGAGACCUCAAGUCCAACAACAUUCUGCUGCUGCAGCCCAUUGAAGGUGACGACAUGGAGCACAAGACCCUGAAGAUCACUGACUUCGGCCUGGCCCGCGAGUGGCACAAAACCACGCAAAUGAGUGCUGCAGGCACCUAUGCCUGGAUGGCUCCCGAGGUUAUCAAGGCCUCCACCUUCUCUAAGGGCAGCGAUGUCUGGAGUUUUGGGGUGCUCCUGUGGGAACUGCUGACUGGGGAGGUGCCCUACCGUGGCAUCGACUGCCUUGCUGUAGCCUAUGGAGUGGCCGUUAACAAGCUCACACUGCCCAUCCCAUCCACCUGCCCCGAGCCCUUCGCACAGCUCAUGGCCGAUUGCUGGGCGCAGGAUCCCCACCGCAGGCCCGACUUCGCCUCCAUCCUUCAGCAGUUGGAGGCGCUAGAGGCGCAGGUCCUGCGGGAAAUGCCGCGGGACUCCUUCCAUUCCAUGCAGGAAGGCUGGAAGCGCGAGAUCCAAGGCCUCUUUGACGAGCUGCGGGCCAAAGAAAAGGAACUACUGAGCCGCGAGGAGGAGCUGACCCGCGCGGCGCGUGAGCAGCGGUCACAGGCAGAGCAGCUGCGGCGGCGCGAGCACCUGCUGGCCCAGUGGGAGCUGGAGGUGUUCGAGCGCGAGUUGACGCUUCUGUUGCAGCAAGUUGAUCGCGAACGGCCGCACGUUCGCCGCCGCCGCGGAACCUUCAAGCGCAGCAAACUCCGCGCGCGCGACGGCGGCGAGCGCAUCAGCAUGCCGCUCGACUUCAAACACCGCAUCACCGUGCAGGCCUCUCCCGGCCUGGACAGGAGGAGAAACGUCUUCGAGGUCGGGGCUGGGGACUCGCCCACCUUCCCCCGGUUCCGGGCCAUCCAGUUGGAGCCUGCAGAACCAGGCCAGGCAUGGGGCCGACAGUCCCCAAGACGUCUGGAGGACUCAAGCAAUGGAGAGCGGCGAGCAUGCUGGGCCUGGGGCCCCAGUUCCCCCAAGCCCGGAGAAGCCCAGAACGGGAGGAGAAGGUCCCGCAUGGAUGAAGCCACGUGGUACCUGGAUUCAGAUGACUCAUCCCCCUUAGGAUCUCCUUCCACACCCCCCAUGCUCAAUGGUAACCCCCCGCGGCCGAGCCCGGAGCCCGAGGAGCCGCGGCGGCCGGGCCCGGCGGAGCGCGGCAGCGGCUCCGGGACGCCCAAGCUGAUCCAGCGCGCGUUGCUGCGCGGCACCGCCCUGCUCGCCUCGCUGGGCCUCGGCCGCGACCUGCAGCCCCCGGGGGGGCCGGGCCGCGAGCGCGGGGAGCCCCCGCCAACGCCCCGCGCCCCGCUGCCCACGCCGUCCCCCGCCGAGCCGCCCCCCUCCCCGCUCAUCCGCUUCUCCCCCGAGAUGCCGGACGCCCAGGCCUCCCCGCUGAGCCCCGACGCCCCCGGCUCGCCCUCCCCCGCGCCCCUGCUGCUGGAACUGGGGGUCCCCGCCGGCCAGCCAUCAGCCAAGAGUCCCCGGCGCGAAGAGGAGAGGCGCGGAAGCGCCGUCUCGCCCCCACCAGGGAUAUCACGUUCUGCUCCCGGCACCCCAGGUACCCCACGCUCACCACCUCUGGGCCUCAUCAGUCGACCUCGGCCCUCACCCCUUCGCAGCCGCAUCGACCCGUGGAGCUUUGUGUCAGCCGGGCCACGGCCUUCACCCCUGCCCUCGCCACAGCCUGCGCCCCGCCGGGCACCCUGGACCUUGUUCCCGGACUCAGACCCCUUCUGGGACUCUCCACCCGCCAACCCCUUCCGAGGGGGCCCUCAGGACUGCAGGGCGCACACCAAAGACGUGGGUGCCCAGGCCCCGUGGGCGCCAGAGGCAGGGCCCUGAGUGGGCCGGGCUGCUCCCCACGCCCCCACCGCCCUCCAGGAGCCGCAGCAUACACUGGAAUAGGAGCUGGUCAUGCCUCUGUAGCUGCCCUGGUUUCGCCCAGGGACCCCGCCCCCUCUGGGGGUCAGGAACACUACACCGCACAGGAAAGCCUUCACACUGGACGGGGGGCCCGCACCCCUCCACACCUGCAACGUGUGGGUCCCCCGACUUACCCGCCCCACUGGGGCCCAACACUGUACCCAGCUGGUUGGGAGGACCAGAGCCUGACUCAGGGAAUUGCCCCCAGGGGUGGUGCA